CAAGUGAGAAGAAUGAGGAACAGUAAAUAAAACCAAAUUUACUUGCACAAAUGAAACAAGGAAAUACACUGCUCUAAGAAAUCACAUGGAGGUGCUCUUGUGCUCACAUGACAGUCUGAGCCAUGGCAGGAGAGAUCACUGAAGGCUCAGUUCCUGCCUAUUACAGGGAAGUAUAUGAGGCCAUCUGCUCUAGGACAGAUGAGCGAGUGCAGGUUGAAGUUUUUCAACGGCUGCUCCAAAGGACCGAUCUCUCCAAGGCAGUCUUAGGCCAGAUUGCUGAGCAUGUUGACUCCACAGAUGGAUUCCUGAGCAAGUUGUCAGUCUAUAAAGCGCUCGCUUUGAUUGCUCUUGCGCAGCAAGGAAAGCAACCAAGCCCCAAACUCUUGGAGAACUGCAUACAAGAGUUACCAAAACCUCAUCUCGGGGAGCCGAGGGACUUGAGUGCACUGAGGAUGCAGCCAGCUCAGGAGGACGUACUGACGGUGUCCCAGACGCUGGACAAACUGCUGGCCAGAGACAUAGUCCAGGUGGAGCUCAUACCUGAGAAGAAGGGCUUGUUCCUCAAACAUGUGGAGUACCAGGUCACCAGCCAGCGUUAUAAGAUAUCAGUGUACCGGCGCUAUAGUGAUUUUGAUGUCUUCCAUGAGGUUUUGCUUCAGAGAUUUGCCUACAGAGUGGUGCCGGCACUGCCGCCUAAAAGGAUGUUAAAGGGAGUCCUGACCUCCGUGUCUGAGCGUGAGUUCAUUGAGGGGAGGAGACGUGCUCUUGGCAGAUUCAUUAACUUGGUGGCACGGCAUCCCUUCUUCUCAGAGGACGAGCUGGUCAAGACCUUCCUCACCUUCAGUGGCUCCGAUGUUCAGACUAAGCUGCGUGACACUUACAAGAAAACGGGCGAUGAGUUCAUGACAAACAGAAUCGCAACCCUUGCAAAGGAAUAUCUCCCCCCUGACAUUCAGUCUCAGUUCUCGACGAGCAGAGAGCUGAUUAGAAAUAUUCACAACAGCUUCCACAAGUUGCGGGACAGAGCUGAGAAAAUGGCGGAGCGCUCAAAGGAGAAUGCAACUGAUCUUCUCAUGUUUGGCAGAGAGCUCAGUACGCUGGGCUCAGAUGCUUCGUCUCUUCCCUCCUUGGCCUCUUCACAAAGCACCUGGGGGACCCUGCGUCAGUCUCUGAAGAGUCUGUCUGUGGAGUUUGCUGUGCUAUCCGACAAAGCGGCUCAGCAGGGCAGACGGGAAGAGGACGAUGUUGUGGAAAAACUAAAUAUUUUCCUGGAUUUGCUGCAGUCGUACAGAGAUCUCUGUGAGCGGCAUGAGAAGGGUGUGCUCCACGAGCACCAGAGGGCUCUGCACAAGUACGGCAUGAUGAAGAGGCAGAUGAUGAGCGCCACAGUGCAGCCCAAAGAGCAGGCAUCUGUGGAGCAGCUGGAAUCACGAAUUGUUCAGCAAGAAAACGCCAUUCAAACCAUGGAGCUGCGCAACUACUUCUCCCUGUUCUGCCUUUAUCAAGAGACACAGCUUAUCUUCAUCUACCUUCCAAUCACAUCGCACAUUCUCGGGGCUUUUGUUAACUCCCAGGUCCAAGGACACAGAGAGAUGGGAGAGGUAUGGAAUGAACUCCAGCCAAAGCUUGGAUGUCUCUUUGGUGGUGGGAACGGAUUGAAACCCCCCAUCUGAAACCUAACUACGCGAGGUGGAGGGAGAGAAACACAGCCAUGGGGAGGAUCACAAACUGGAAAAUAACUUGCUCUGUGACCUAUGGAAAAAUGUAGAAUGCACAGCUUUUUUUCCUUCUACAAAGUUGUUAAUUACACAAUAUGUUUCCAUUCAAUAAGAGGAUUUUUUAAAGUAAA
This is a messenger RNA of Micropterus dolomieu (smallmouth bass), 1849 nucleotides long. It is a transcript of the gene snx8a, whose product is annotated as sorting nexin 8a. Gene Ontology annotation, biological process: retrograde transport, endosome to Golgi. Bases 123 to 1673 code for a protein of 516 amino acids. Gene Ontology annotation, molecular function: phosphatidylinositol binding. The record is from RefSeq and is a predicted model, not a curated record. The transcript is spliced from 14 exons. NCBI's taxonomy places the organism in Eukaryota, Metazoa, Chordata, Actinopteri, Centrarchiformes, Centrarchidae.